AUGAUCCUACCUAAAGCCUUGGUAGCCCUAUCUAGGCAAUGGACCACCAGCUCUUUACUGGGGCUAUUGCUACUAUUCUGCUUUACCUACAUCUCUUCCUCUAUUAGAUUCCGAAAGGCUUUACAUGACGACAAUGCCAGGGAAGUACCCCUUGUGCCCUACUGGAUCCCUGGGGUCUUCCACGCUUUUGCACUCUGGGACCCUGCCGACUUUGCUUUCAAAUUAAAUAAGAGGUACGGUUCCAAGAAGCCAUUCCAGGUCAAGGCCGGCUGGCUCCGCUUCUUCUUAUUAUCGGAACCUGAGCAUGUCAAGGCUUUAUUUCGAAAUUCGAGACGUACCACGAACACGGCCACCGUUGCCUUCACAUUGCGUAACCUAGUGGACCUUCCACAUGAAACCGUCUCUCUCUAUCUUGAUGACCGCUCGGGAGCCGGGCUGAAGCCUCGAAAGGACAGCAAUGUACCUCCCAAGCGCCGGAUCACCUUUCUUGUAUCUCAUAACUUGCACAAGUUCCUAUCCUCUCGUUACCUCGACGGUAUAAGUAGGCGGUAUUCUACCAUGCUUCAUCGCCAAAUUAAUGACAUCCAUGUCCAAAGUGAAUGGGUAUCAUUGCCGAAUCUUUUCAAUUUCCUGCAGCGUACUACUCUAGUCUCUGAGAUAGAGGCUUUGUUCGGCUUGAAGCUAUUGGAAUUGAAUCCUAGGUUCAUUGAUGACCUCCUCAUCUUCACACAGCACGUGCCUGACUUUCUUCGUCUACGGCCUUGGUGGCUUAACCCGCAAGCGUAUCGGGCACGUAAGCGGCUCAUUCAGUAUGUCAAACAAUGGCACGCAUAUGCACAGAAGCAUGUGGACUUCGCGGACAUUUUAGACGAAGAUCCAGACUGGGAGCCUUUUUGGGGCUCGAAACUUAUGAGAGUUCGGCAACAGUACGAACACGAAACAGGGGCAAUGAACUCGGAUGCUCGAGCUUGCGAGGAUGUUGGCUUAAUAUGGGCGUCGACCACAAAUGUCCAAAAUACAGUAUUCUGGCUUUUUUUUGAGGUGCUUCGAGAUCCAGAUCUUCAGAGGCGGCUUAUGAAAGAGGUCUCAGAGUGUAAAAUAACCAACAACGAAGACGACACCACCGUCUUCGAUAUGAAGAAGCUCACAGCCCAACCGCUCCUACAGUCCACAUACGCUGAGGUGCUGCGUUUGUACGUGGGCGUAGCAAUCAGCCGCAUCGCUGGAUAUGAAGAUAUCAAAAUUGAUGAUUACACAAUUCCGCAAAACAGCCUCAUAAUGACUUAUAGCCGGGUUAUGGCGCUCGAUACCGACGCAUGGAUACGAGCAGGGAGAACGCUAAACAAGCCUCUCGAUGAGUUCGAUGCUGAGCGCUUUUUGGUCGAUCCAGGCUGGACGCGUCCAGGACUCUCCCCCGCAGUAGACGUGAAGGAUGAUGGGAAGCGCCGAUUUUCUACAGAUGGCCUACUGGGUCUGUGGGUCCCUUACGGCGGUGGGGAUCAUAUGUGCCCCGGACGCCACCUAGCCAAGCAACAAAUGUUGGUGACAUUUGCACUGCUGCUCUCAGAGUUCGACAUAGAACUCUCUCCCGACUCGGCGGCUGCCGCUAAGGUGGAACCUGACAUGAGGUUCGCACCCUUUGGUUCUUUACCGCCAAAGAAUAUAAUUGGGUUCCGUAUUAGGAGAAAGCAACGGAAGGUAAUAUCAAGAGAGGUAGGGUUGUAG
Daldinia vernicosa is the source of this 1725-nucleotide messenger RNA. RefSeq names its product cytochrome P450. Lineage: Eukaryota; Fungi; Ascomycota; Sordariomycetes; Xylariales; Hypoxylaceae. The coding region runs from base 1 to 1725 and encodes 574 amino acids. The record is from RefSeq and is a predicted model, not a curated record. The transcript is spliced from 5 exons. Gene Ontology annotation, molecular function: iron ion binding; heme binding; steroid hydroxylase activity.